Brassica oleracea var. oleracea is the source of this 1101-nucleotide messenger RNA. RefSeq lists its product as uncharacterized. The transcript has a single exon. The coding region runs from base 1 to 1101 and encodes 366 amino acids. Gene Ontology annotation, molecular function: nucleic acid binding; RNA-DNA hybrid ribonuclease activity. Lineage: Eukaryota; Viridiplantae; Streptophyta; Magnoliopsida; Brassicales; Brassicaceae. The record is from RefSeq and is a predicted model, not a curated record.
AUGGUCUCAGACCUAUUGACACGAGAAACAAGAGAGUGGAAUACCGACCUUGUGGAGAAGCUCAUGCCUGAACUAAAGGAGCACGUACUGAAGCUGCGACCUAGUGUCCUUGGUAAGCAUGAUGCAUACAUCUGGUCCCUGCAACAAUCAGGAUCUUACAGUGUUAAGUCGGGUUACUACUCCACCUUCCUAUCACCCAAUCAAUCGACUGAAAGGACUCGGGGAGAUAAUAAUGAAGGCAAAUGGAAAAAACGGAGAAAUUUGCGUAAAAGAGGGAUGCUCCAAAACAUCACCUGUAACCAUUGUGGGGAACCAGAGAGUGUGGAUCACAUCCUCUUUCACUGCCAAUACGCAAACGAGGUCUGGAGGUAUGGACCGUGGAAUCAAUCCAUCGAUACAACUGAUGCUACAACGUUCUUCGAAAAGCUUGAGAGAUCUUGGAACCUAACUCCCCUCCCACCUUAUGGAUUCACGGGCAAUGCUUUGCCGUGGAUAUGCUGGGCAAUCUGGACCUCCAGGAACCAACGGAUCUUCGAAAAUAGAUCCCAAUCGCCAGAAGAAACAGCUCUAAAAACGAUCCAGGCUCUAAAAGCGAUCCAGGCCCUCAAGGAAUGGGAGAUUGCGCAACCCCCGAGCCUGAAAAUCCCCAAAUCAUUGACUACUGGCCAGCAACACGAUCCGAUGGUCCUUGAUCCCUCUGAAAUCUUCUGUAACACUGACGCGUCCUGGAGUCACACCUCUAAAGAAGUAGGACUAGCUUGGAUCUUCACAAAUGGAUCAGCAACAGAGAUAUUUCGCGGGUCGAUCAAGCAAAGCGUAGUCUCAUCGCCAUGCAUGGGCGAAGCUCUGGCGAUCAGAGAGGCCUUACUCCAAGCAGCCACCAAUCACUACUCCAUUAUCUGUAUUCGAACAGACUCUCAAGUGCUUGCACAAGCUAUCACCUCUCGACGGAAGACGACGGAACUCUACGGGAUUCUAUCAGAUAUCGACGAGCUCGCUUUCUCCUCUUCCUCCCCCUUUAUCAAUUGUCGUUUUACUUAUUUUUCUAGGGCCAAUAACGGGCCGGCUGAUGGUCUUGCCAAGGCCUGUCUGGUAGCAUAG